Messenger RNA from Acanthosepion pharaonis, 2667 nucleotides. NCBI's taxonomy places the organism in Eukaryota, Metazoa, Mollusca, Cephalopoda, Sepiida, Sepiidae. The record is from the annotation of a GenBank genome assembly.
AUGACAACCAGCGAACUGAGUAUUCUAAAACUCUCUCUCUCUCUCUCUCUCUCUCUCUCUCUCUCUCUCUUUCUGUAUUUUAUUUCUUCUCUUUCCCUUUUUCCUUCUUUCACUUACUCUCUUUUCCAUCUUUCUUCCUCCCUCUCAUGUUUACAUUUCUCUUCCAUUCUGUCCGCUUUUUCUUUCUUUCUGUCUGUCUGUCUGUCUGUCUGUCUGUCUGUCUCUCUCUCUCUCUCUUUUCACUCAUUCCAUCUUUCAUCAUUACAGGUAGAGAUGACGGGUAGCAGUAUCUUUGACUAUAUCCACCAACAGGAUCACGCUGAAGUGGCCGAACAGUUAGGUCUCUGUGUACCUCAAAGCAAUUGUACCUCGACAGGCGGCGGGGUACCAUCUCCAGGGUCUAAUUCUGACGAAGGAUCUGCCACAAACCAUUCACGUUCUAUGACUCCACCCUUGGGUGAACGCUCCCAAGUGAUGAAUCCUUCACCAAGUAAAGGGUUGUGCCGAACAUUCUGCAUCCGAAUGAAGUCAACAUUAACAAAAAGAGGAGUCCAUGUCAAAUGUUCUGGAUAUCGCGUUGUACACAUAAUGGCCUCCCUUCGCAGUCAUAUGAGUUUCCCAAUGAGCCGCAAGCACCCGCCAUCUUUACUUGGUUUGGUUGGCAUGGCCAUUGCAUUGCCACCACCCACCAUAACAGAACUCCGCAUAGACAGUGACAUUUUCAUCACCCGACUGAGUCCCGAAUUCCGUGUCCUCUACUGCGAACCAAUAAUUUCGGACAUGAUGGAUCUAACUGCUGAAGACAUGACCAACAAAAUUCUCUAUGAGUUCUGUCAUGCUGGGGACCUUCAGAAAUUACGCAAAUCACACGUAGAUAUUCUAUCAAAAGGCCAAGUUUGUACGGAUUAUUACCGACUGUUGAAUAAACAUGGCGGCUACUACUGGAUUCAGACUUGUGCCACAACCAUCUGCAAUGCUAAGAAUCUUGAUGACCAAAACAUAAUCGCCAUUAACUACGUGAUAAGUGGUCUGGAGUGUGGGAACUGUGUGCUAGACAUGAGUCAGCUGAGAAGUGUGACGGGAGCCAUCGCUGAUUCCGGAGGCCAUAAAGAACAAUGUGAACAAGGAACUGAAAUGGAUUGUCGCAAAUUAAAAGGACAUGGAGACAAGGGAGAUAACUCUGGUGUCAUAGGCUCAACAGAAAACACCCUGAAACAGACUUUAAAUCUCGGCGCCGGGGGAAGAGGUCUGAUGGAAAGUGGUUACCACAAGAGACAGCACAACCAAGACACAGAAGGUAUCUACACGAACAUGCAGCCGAAGAUUUUGAGAAAUGGUAACUCGGGAAGCAUUCAAGAAAUCGGUGUUGUCGGCGGCGGAGACGGCGUUGGUGGUGACGAUGCUUGCGCAAUGUUCAUUGACAAAGGCAGUGAACCAACAAAGAUAGAUUGCAAAAACUCCCGCCGAAAAGCCGAGAAGCCACGCAAAAGACGACGUGAAAAUGACAACGGAGAAGAGACAUUUAUGGAGGACGAUUUUCUGAAUAACAGAAAGGAUUUGGACUGCUCCAAGAUGCCACGCCUGAUGGACGAAAAGAGCGCCACCAACGAGAUGACACACAUUAAAACCAGCAAGGAUUUCGGACACCUGGGCAUGAACGUUCGUGGGCAGUCGGACAAACAAUUAAAUGGUACUAUCUCCUCUCCGAUACCCGAGGACCUCUCCACCAAAUCAAACACUGGAGUUGUCCAUUCUCCGAUCCAGUCAUCGCACUUGAACCAGACCCCUGCGAAUCGAGAUUGCUCCUCAGACUGGCCGGGACCGAUGGACAACAAUAACCAUGAUUAUUCCCGGGUCGGUCAGCACACGUCCGUAAAAGACCUGGAAGACGUAAUGAAUCGACAUUUGCCAACAAUCACAGAGAAUCCGGACUCAAACAUGGCUGGUGAUAUAAACAGUCGAUACACGGCCCGACAUAAGCCGACCAUCCAGUGGAUAGGGUCCCACCAGAAUUCAACGGAUUCCCUACCUGCAACCACUCUGUUGAGGUCCAUAUUCGCUAACCGUGAAUCCGUGAUCCGAAGUAAUUGUAAUAAUCGCCCGCAGUGCUAUAACGAAAUACCUGUAAGUAUGCUAACGCCACCUAGCGGCGACGGCGGAUAUAAAGAUCAUUCAAACGUUUCCUUAACGCCGAUGUCUUCUGGGGUCAAAACCCCGGUUAAUCAAGAACCACAAUACGUACCAACCACGUCAUACUCCACCACACCACUGACAGUGUCCAUGUCUUGCAAUACCAUCUCAGACUCUUACAACAUCACACCACCCUCGUCUGUCUCUCCACAGGAUAAACUGAGCUCUCCUUUUGCCGAUAACAACUUUGUAGACAGCACAACACACUGCGGGAAUUUGACCGGCGAUGUUUCAGGCAUCCAGCGUAUACCAAUCAAACCUCAGGCUGGCUAUACACUGACCGUCACCUCACCAACCCUAGAGUACGACCAUACGAAGUCUUCUGGGUAUUCCAACCCGAAUACGGGCCACUACAUUCCGACCUCUUCGGAGUAUACACAUUUCAACCACGUGGGAAGCGGCUCCGCAGCUCCCUCGGCCUAUGACCACAAUUCACAUCGAUCUGACUCUUGGUACUCUACUUCAUAUGCCACCUAA